Betta splendens (Siamese fighting fish) is the source of this 5223-nucleotide messenger RNA. It is a transcript of the gene mical1, whose product is annotated as microtubule associated monooxygenase, calponin and LIM domain containing 1. The coding region runs from base 363 to 4187 and encodes 1274 amino acids. Gene Ontology annotation, molecular function: protein binding; FAD binding. Lineage: Eukaryota; Metazoa; Chordata; Actinopteri; Anabantiformes; Osphronemidae. The transcript is spliced from 25 exons. The record is from RefSeq and is a predicted model, not a curated record.
UCUUUGCACCUCCAACGGAAAGCCCCGGAAGAGGCUCGCGCCGUGUGGCAACGGAGAACGCAGGUGAAGCGACAAGCGGCGCUGGCUCUUUACCCGCAAACGAAGACAAUUAAGCUGGAAGCGACACCUGGUCCACAAUGAGUGACAGCGCGACUGAUUUGCAUUUCCCCCUCUGGGUUGGAUCCGGUCAGUGUUUGUGCCACCGUGCUGAUGGACCCAGCCUUUCCCGACAGACUGCGAAGAGCUUACACGUGUAGUAAGGCAGGGUAAUCCAAUCUAGUGGCUCUGAGCAAAAUCAGUUGCUGUGAGAAACAAGAGUACCAACAAACAAAGGGACCAAACCAGUACUACCAGCUUCCAUCAUGGCGAGCCAGGACCCAGAAAAUACAGCACAUGCAGCAUUUGACUUAUUUGUCCAGGCCCAGAGUUGUAAGGAUGUGAAGCUCCUUUUUGCUGAACUCUGCUGUCAUCUUGACAUCAGUCCUAAUGAUUUUAGGGGUUUUUACCCCAAAUUAAAAGAGAGACUGAAUUACUGGAAGGCCAAAGUCUUGUGGACAAAGCUGGACAAACGGGCAUCUCAUGCAGAUUACCAGCAAGGAAAAGCCUGCACUAAAAACAAGUGUCUGGUCUUAGGUGCUGGGCCAUGCGGCUUGAGGACAGCUAUUGAGCUGUCCCUGCUUGGAGCUCAGGUAGUGGUGUUGGAAAAGAGAGAAGAAUUUUCUAGGAACAAUGUCCUACAUCUUUGGCCCUAUACCAUCUGCGACCUGCGUGGACUUGGUGCUAAGAAGUUCUAUGGCAAAUUCUGCACCGGUUCACUGGAUCACAUAAGCAUCCGUCAACUGCAGCUAAUUCUUUUGAAAGUGUCACUGCUGCUUGGAGUGGAGGUCCACACUGGAGUGGAAUUUCAUGGAUUGAUUCAGCCUUCAGGAGAAAAUGGCUGGAUGGCCCAGGUACAUCCUUCCUCUCAUCCUGCUUCAAGCUUCCAGUUUGAUGUCUUUAUCUCUGCUGGAGGUGGCAGGUUUGUCCCCGAUGGAUUUAAGCACAAAGAGCUGAGGGGCAAGCUGGCUAUUGGCAUCACAGCCAACUUCAUUAACAGAAACACAGCUGCUGAGGCACAGGUACCUGAGAUCAGUGGUGUGGCCCGCAUAUAUAACCAGAAAUUCUUCCAAGAGCUUCUCAAUGAGACAGGUAUUGAUUUAGAGAAUAUUGUCUACUACAGGGAUGACACCCACUACUUUGUUAUGACUGCCAAGAAGAAGAGCCUGUUGAAGAAAGGGGUCAUUAAACAGGACUAUACUAACGCAGAGCAACUUCUGACUCCUGGAAAUGUGGAUCAUGAGGCUUUGUGUCACUACGCAUAUGAUGCUGCGAACUUCUCCACUAGUGGAAAGCUGCCUCAGCUCCAGUUUGCUCAGAGCCAUGCUGGCCAGCCAGAUGUAGCCAUGUUUGACUUCACCUGUAUGCACCGCGCUGAGAAUGCCUCUAUGGUCAGAGAGAGGAAAGGAAAGAAACUGUUGAUUGCUCUUGUUGGAGAUUGCCUGGUGGAGCCUUUUUGGCCUCUGGGUACAGGAAUUGCUCGUGGGUUUCUUGCUGCGUUUGACACAGCGUGGAUGGUGAGACGUUGGGGAAUGGGGGCUCCACAUCUCAAGAUCCUGGCAGAACGAGAGAGUAUCUACCAGCUCUUGUCACAGACAACACCAGAAAACACCAGCAAAAACUACAGUGCCUACAGUCUUGACCCUAAAACACGGUACCUGAGGGUUAACCUCUCAUCCAUCCACUCAAAUCAGGUGCUGCACCUGUACAAUGUUGAUGUAUCUCAAACAUCAAUCAAAAAGCAGACGGACAAGUUGGGUAACAUGCGUCAAGAUUCUGUCAGUGGUUUUGAAGGGUUGUUGAAGUGGUGCCAGAGAAACACUGCAUGUUAUGAGAAUGUGAAUGUAACAGACUUCACCCAGUCGUGGAUAUCUGGAAUUGCUCUGUGUGCUCUGAUCCACCAUUUCAGACCUCAGCUAAUUGACAUGAGCACCCUAGAGGAGUCCAAUGUCAUUCACAACAACCAACUGGCCUUCAGUAUCCUGGAGAAGGAGCUGGGCAUCCCACCUGUCAUGUCUCCUACCGAUCUGGCCAACAGUGGUCAGAUAGACAAGUUAUCCAUGGUGCUCUACCUUACCCAAGUCCAAAACGCUUUAACUUUGCCAGCGAAAGAACCUGCAGGCUUGGUGCAAUCACCCAAGUCUCUGACUCUUGCAAGGACACAGUCAGCUAUCUUUUUUCUGAACAAGCUGAAGCACAACUCUCUGCAACGGCGCAAGGAAAAAUUUACAUCUGAGAGGCGAGAAAGAAUGGCAGAAAAUGAAAGUAUGGUGCCAGCUCCUCUUUCCCCUGAGCGCUUUCCUACAGCUGAUUCUGCUCCUCCUCUUGAACCUAAAACCGGUACUGGUGUGUCUACGACAAACAGCACCGAGUGUUACUUCUGCAGUAAAAAGGUCUAUGCACUUGAGCGCAUCAGCGCUGAGGGCAAGUUCUUCCAUCGGAGCUGCUUCACCUGCCAUCAAUGCGGCAUCACACUCAGGCUGGGAGGAUAUGUCUUUGUUGAGACUACAGGGAGGUUCUACUGUGAGCCGCACUCAGAAGGACUGGAGCUGGAGAGUGAUGCUCAAACAUCAUGUGAGGAAAAUAAAGAAAUUGACAAAGUGACAUAUGAUGAGAGCAGGCUUUCAAGUGAUGAUUAUACACCAUCACCAUCAGAUGAGGACUAUGAUUUACAGUGUGAUAGGUCUAAAUCUAAAGUGUGCACAAAGUCACAUAAACUGAGUGGACCGGACCAUCAUAUUCUGGAAUCCAAAGUAUCCCAGGAACCACAUACAUCUCAAGAUCUUCCAUCUGGAACAGAUAUACCAGCAUCUACAGAGGAGGAGACACAGGAGCUCCUGCUGACAGGGCCCUGCCCAGUCCCAAAGCCUCGUUUUUCUAGACAAGUCACACCAAAAUCUGAAUCCUCUCCUCCAGUAGCAAAACCUCGCACAGUCCACCUUUUCACACCCUCCACUUCUGAGAAACCAUCACCUCUGACCCCUGCAGAUGAGAUCUCUAAAGCACCACCGGGCUCCCACCUUAAGCAAUCGCUGAAGAAGCUCCAACUCACUGAGGAGGAGAAAAGCCAGUUGGUCAAUCUUCAAAGUCUGAGCGGUGACUCUGACUCAGAAACCCCAGGUGGAUCCUCGUCAUGUUCCUCUUCCUCUGCAACAGCAGGAGGUCCCAGCCCUCCGAAACCAGAUGGCUCAAAUGGGCAAGAAGAGGAAGGUUACUGGAGCGGCAGCACCGCAAGUAAUUACAGAGAAAAGAGGCAACGACGCGGCAUUAAGAAAAAAGAGCUGCCGAGUGGACAGACCAGGGUACGAUCCAAGUUUUCCCCCUGGAAUCUCUCUUCCCCGAGGAUCAGCAGAGACACACGACUCAGUGUCCUCGUUAACCAUCCAGGGAGAGGAGAAACAUUCUCUCACAGUGCCUCAGAAGAGGGUGCUGAUGGGGACAACGAUGACGACGAUGAUGAUGACGAUGAUGAGAUGUUUGAACGAGAAGAUCUUGCCUUGUGUGAUAAAAAAUUUCAGACAGUGUCAUCAAAUCCUGUGGAGGCUGAGAAAAUGGAGCUGAAGAAGAUAAGGACACUGGAACGUCGAGCCAAGAGGAGUGAAUUACAGCGACUGCGGAAAGCUCAGUCCAUCCAGAGGAGACUGGAAGAGAUUGAGGUUACCUUCAAAGACUUGGAGGAAAAAGGUGUUGUGCUGGAGCAAACGUUGCGUGGAGAGGCAGACAGCAGCGGCCCUCCUGAUACAAUUGAGCAUUGGAUCCAGCUUGUCCAUGAGAAGAAUGCAUUGGUCUCAGAGGAGUCCGACCUCAUGGUGGCGUCUCGCCAACUGGAACUGGAAGACAAGCAGAGCAUGCUGGAGUUGGAGCUCAGGAAAUACAUGGAGAUGAAAGAAAAGACCCCUGAGGAGCAGGCGGAAGAAGAGCGGAUCCUUCAGCAGAUGAUCGAUGUGGUGGACAUGAGGGACUCUCUGGUGUGUUUUCUGGAGGAAAAGAGGCUGAAGGAGAUCAGCGAGGAGCAAGAGACUUUAUCCAUCUUGGAGGCUAAACGGCACUCCAAAGCAGAAUCUCAAGUUCACUGGGCAUCAGGCUAUUAAACACACACACACACACACACACACACACACACACACACACACACACACACACACACACACACACACACACACACACACACACACACUCCAUAUAAGAGUCUAUCCUGCAACAUUGGAACCUGAAAUGUAACUUUUGCAAAGCCAAAGAUAAUACCUCAUUGUUGUAAAGGGUUAUCCUCCAACCACAAGUGGUCCAUCUGUGAGUAAGAAUGAAGAGUGCAGGUCUAUAGGCUAAAUAAAUAUCCGUUCUCUAGAGGGAGAACAACUCUCCUGGAAAAGAACUCUGUUGUCAUUUGCACUAUGGCACCCCCAGACAAUAAUUAUGACAUCCUGGGACUGGCCUGGUUCAUUGUCUGGUGUCCAAAGUGACAAAAUCACAUGAUGACAUGAAACAGAUUGCUUUGGCAACUUAAAGGUAAAUCCUGUUUGAUGAUAGUUGGGUUUGCAUUUUAAUUUUUAAUUGUGCCAUCAUGCUUAACUGUUAUCAUUGACAGAGAGAGACUGUAAUGUGCAGUGGAUAAUAAAAGCCUCCAUUAUUUGAGUAGACAAAGGGAAAAAUGGGGGUAAAUAUAUAUAUAUAUAUAUAUGUAGUUAUGCUUUAGUGUAAAAAUUAAUUGAUAAAUUUCUUUUUCUGUUCCAGUUUCUAUUUCUGAAUGUUUUUGCAUUUUAUGUUUCUGAAUUUGCUAGCACUUCAUACUCGUCACCAUGUCCUUUCCUGAGUGUUGGUCAGUUAAUCUCAGGGGUUGGUAGUUUAGCUCUCUUGGAUGAGAUUAAGGUUUUCACUGUAAUGGCCUUCAACAACUCGGCUACUUUUAAACUAGGUGUGUCACAGGGAACGUAAGGAGAAUGACUGAGAGAGACCAAACGGGACUGACUCACCUGUUUAUACACUGCAUCAUUUUUUUCAUUUGCAGGUGUCUUUAUUCACUAGUUUGCUGUUAGUGAAAGUGAGCCUUACAUAGUCCUUGCUCUGCUACCAUUGUGUGCCACCUGGACAGCACUUCACAGUAUAUAAAAUAAAGUUUAUGCACUUUGA